GUGUCAACAUGGCGCCUGUCUGCGGGACAAAAGGCGAAUCUGUCUGACGGUGGAUUGAAACCCAAUUAGAAACAGAGGAGACAUUUUGGGAAAACUAUCAGCGUCCGUGAGUCCCGGCGCCCCGAGGCAAUAGAUAUAUGGUUAAACAAACAUCUGCGGAGGCUCUGAGACUGGAAUAUUAAGGAUGUUCCAGCAGUGUGAGGAGCCUCGUUUCACCAUCGAGCAGAUCGACCUCCUCCAGAGGCUACGGAGGACGGGCAUCACUCAGGCGGAGGUCCUCCACGCCCUGGACACCCUGGACCACCUGGAGCGGCAACAUGGACACAAGCUGUCCCACAAACCUCCCUACAUGCCUGCCUCGUCUUCCUUGUCAUCUUCCAGUGCCGUCGUCGCCUCUUCCUCCAUGACUUCCAUCGCCACCCAGACACAUUUCCCCAACAACCGACUCGCAUUGUCGCCUAGUACCAACUUUGACACAACCUCACCGCCUCUACCCAUUCCAGUAGCCUCACCCGUCGCCAUUGCGACAGUAGUCCAGAACGGCCUUGUGGCGGUCACCAAUGGGAAGCUGUCGCCGCCCCGGUUUCCUCUUGCCGUUGUCAGUGGCAGCGUGACAGCGCCGGGAUACGGGUUUGAGACCAGUGAGGAGGACAUAGAUGUUGAUGACAAGGUGGAGGACUUGAUGAGGAGGGACAGUGCUGUGAUCAAAGAAGAGAUUAAAUCUUUCCUGGCCAACCGGCGGAUCUCCCAGGCCGUGGUCGCUCAGGUAACGGGGAUCAGCCAGAGUCGGAUCUCCCACUGGCUGCUGCAGCAGGGCUCGGACCUCAGCGAGCAGAAGAAACGAGCCUUCUUCCGCUGGUACCAGCUGGAGAAGACCAACCCCGGUGCCACUCUUGCCAUGCGAGCCGCCCCAUUGGCUAUGGAGGAGGUGAUGGACUGGCAGCAAGCCCCGCCUCCGUUUGGCUCGGCUCCCGCGGGCUUCCGUCUGCGGCGAGGGAGCCGGUUCACCUGGAGGAAGGAGUGUCUGGCUGUGAUGGAGAGCUACUUCAUUGAUAACCAGUACCCAGAUGAAGCGAAGAGGGAGGAGAUUGCCACCGCCUGCAACGCAGUCAUCCAGAAACCAGGAAAGAAGCUGUCUGAUUUGGAGAGGGUCACAUCUCUCAAGGUCUACAACUGGUUUGCCAAUCGCCGUAAAGACAUCAAGAGGCGCGCUAACAUUGAAGCAGCCAUCUUGGAGAGCCAUGGCAUCGAGGUUCAGAGUCCCGGCGGUCAGUCCAACAGCGAUGAGGUGGACGGCAACGACUUCCCCGACCAGGGCUGCGAGGUGUCCUUAUUCGACAAGAGAGCUUCAGCCAGGCAGUUUGGAUUCAGUCGAGCUGACCUAUCCUCUCCAACCCAGGUCCCCACGCUGCUCCCCAGCUGGUUUUCCAGUCUGGGCAGAGGAGGCUUGUCUGGACACAGGGGCACGACUCUGAUUGGCCGCUCCUUAGUGUCAGGGGCGGGCCCUCAGGUGGAGGCAACCAGAUUGACAGGCGUGUCCUGGUCCCCUCCUUCCCCCUCCCUGAAGGACGAGCACACGCUGUCCGAGCCCCAGGACCCAAUCAGUUUGGAGAAGGCGUCUGUCAAUCACAGCAAUCAGGUGGAGGGGGCGGGCUGCAGCAGCGGGAUCGACAUCAAGACGGAAACGCUGGAGGACGACUGAAACGGGCGGCGGACGUUUUCAUUGGUCCGAGCGAUGAAUGGAGCAGGGUCUGAGGUGUGUUAAUAUGCAAGCAGAUUUUAUAGGAAUGUAUUAAGUGAAAAAAAAAAGACCAAAAGUCGUGUAAACUCCAACCCUGAGAUACCUCCCAACCCUACCUCCAACCACCAACCUGCUCUGCUACUCUCUUAUAGGCAUUACUAGUAUAUUAUAAUCAUGAGAAAAACUCCAAACAGCUUUUAUUCUGCUCCCCAGCCAGCUACGGAAGAUAAAACUUGCCUACAUAAAUCAAAUCAAACAGAGAGAGUGAAGUAGAUUAUGAAUUAUUUAAUUAAGUAAAUGCACAGUUUGUAUUGUUUGUCACUUGCUGAUUUGUUUUAGGCAUUUGAAAUCUUCCGUACAGACAGGAAGUGAUGCGUUGUGCGGACAUCACUGUAUUUGCCACACAGUUCAAAUCAUUUCAGGGUCGUGCACUGUGAUCACAACACAACUGAACAGCCUCAAUAGAUAAAACGCAUGGAUUCAGAAUUUAUUUUAACCGAUUUCGCGCUUUUCGUCUGAGUUAAUCAUAUUUCUUUGAUAUUUUUAGCUGUUGGCUCCUUCAAACGAGUGAAUCAGCAGAAUAAGCUCAGUAUCGUUGAGUUCAGGGGAUGUUUCUGUGGGCUGGAGAUGAUUUUGAAAACAUAAAAUAAAUCAAAAUGACCCACUCCUCAAAUCCCCGCCCUGGUAUAAUAAGCUUAAUAUAUGGAAGCAAAGAAAGGACAGCUUAAAUGAAAUUACAUUUGAGGGAUUGAAUCCUCCGAUGUGAAAUCGGUGGACAUUUCCCGUUCUCCGAUUUAAAGUCAACUAAAGAGGCUUUUCUUAUUGUAGUGUGUUAGCCGCUACAUAGAUUCAAUGCUUUAAUGUUCUAAUUAUAAUUAUACAACUUAAAAUGUCAUCUCUAUACCACAACUCAAAUUAAGUUGAAUACAUUGAAUGUAUCAGAUAUAAAUUCUACCUAAUUAUUUAGAAAAUUAUAAAUCUAUGAAAUUGAUUUAUUUUUCGAAUUUCAACCUUUGAUUUUUAAGAGUUUUUAAAAUGUUUAGCACUUUGCAUUUUAUUUUUUUUUAAAUUGCACAACUUAAAUUAGGGGUGUGUUCCAAUACCCAUACAGAUACUAUCGCAGUGCACAGCAUGUCUCAUGCGGCACGCCGUAAAAUACCAGGAUGCGCGCCCUGCUUCCAAUUCUUAGAUCAGAUUUUGCAAUUAGAAAUCUUGACUUUCUUGCGGCCUGUCUUUGCUUCUACAUUAAUAACAAAUCAUUUUAAAAGCUCAGCACAUAAACGUUGACGGUAGCUAAAACUGUUUUUUGUGUGAAACUAUAAACCCGAAUGGCUGAUUACUGUGAGACGAUCUGUAACCGGAUCAGUCCGUUGGGAGGUAUUACUACAGAUUAAAGUGAAUGCAUACAUAUGCUACACACACACACACACACACACACACACACACACACACACACACACUCAUACGUAUAUAUAUACAUACAGUAUAUCAUAUAAGCUGGGAUAUAUAUAUAUAUUUAUAUGUAUCCUGAUCCAUUUCUAUUUACAGUAUAAAGACAUAUUAGCUUCCGUGUGAGUCUUUCAUGUUGGUGAGAGACGAGUGAAGCAUUAGCCAAAGUAUUACGUUUGAAUUGUGUGUGUUUUCUGAGUGUGUGUUUCGGAUGGAGCCGUGUAUUAGAGAUAGUGUGCUAAUCAACGAUGCAUCAGAUGUGUCAAAUUAUUGCAAGGAAAAUGCAUUUCCUUUUUAUUUUUAAAGGUGUAUCUGUGUUUAGCUCGAUAUGCCAUGUGUUUUAAACACAUACUGUCCUGUUUUAAAUUGUAUUUUCAUUUUAAAUGACACUUUAUUGGAUCAAUAUCAUGGUGCUUAGAGUCCCUGCUGUGUUAGACAUUUGAGGAGUGAUCAUGAAUGAGAUGGACUAGAGAGAGAGAGUAGGAGGAGCAAUCAAAGCUUAUCACUCACAUUUUACAGUGGGAUUCUCUUGAAACAAACACAGAAAGAAGUGUUCUUUAAUCACAGUACAGCCAUUGUAGAAUUCUUUGUCUGCAUCCCCACUCCUAAUUAUCAAGUCCGGUGUUGCUUGGUAUCACUUUUUAUGUCUGAUACCAAUACUAAUCUGAUACCGUCUUUCUCCCCAUCGUAAAAAAACAAGCUAUUAGUAAUACAUUUGUAUUAAUGCACUUUGCUUAACCCCACCAUCUAAAAAACAUCAUGCUCACACUGAAACCAAUAUUCUAUUCUAUAGGAAGGAUAAAAUAGCCCACAACAUAACUCAGUUAUCCAAUACAUUUUUGAGUGGUCAGCACCAUUCAAACGUUCAGCACAAAAUCAAAGUACAAUAAAUACGGAAUUAUAAAUGAUCUGAUCCGUACAUCCACAAUAAAAAUGUAAAGAGAUUCUUGGCUAAUUUUAAAACUUCCAUCUAUAUUAUGCACUAUAUAUAUUACAAAGAGUGUUGUUGAAAUAUUAUACCCUCAGUCAAAACUAUAAUAUUGACUUAAAAUGUAAAGGUCCCCUAUUAUGCAAAAUGUACUUUUUGCUGUCUUUUACACAUAAAUAUGUCCCCUGUGUGUAAGGAGACUCACAAGGUGUCAGAAAAUACAGCUCCUCUUUUCCUCCUUACCCACAUCUCUAAAAACGGGGGUACAAACGAGCUGAUCCAGAUUUGCUGCAGAUAUGACGUCAUAUCGGAAAUGUGGGCUGGCUUUACAUUGAACUCCUGGCAACGUCCCCCCCACGUGACACGUCCCAACCUAUCGUCCCCUAUAUACAGUGGCGAGCUGAAUCCCCUCCGCAGCACCUCUGUGUGUCUGUGUAUUCAGCAGGAUGUCUGCAGGAGGGACUUAGAGUUGUUGUAUAUAUAAUACAUAUAAUGUUCUAGUGGUAAACACUGAGAAGUGUUUCAGAAAUAAUGCUGGAUGUGGUUUGGAACAUAUCAUGGUGUUUAAUCACGGCAGCGUUUCGCUGAGUUUCUCCGUUAGAAACUUCUCUCUUCAGACAGAGAGAUCAUGACACUCCAAAGGGGCGUGGUCAGCUUCAGCUCAGCUCAAAUUUAGAGCUACAGUCACAGAAUCAGCACUUUCGAAAACAGGGCUGAAACAGAGGAAUAGUGUACAUGCUAAAAUCAAUGAUCUGUUUGGUAUUUUGAGCAAAACACGUCAGAGACAUGUUUUUUAAAAUAUAUUUGAGACCUAUAAUAUAUGCCAUAAAAGAGCAUAAUAUGAGACCUUUAAAUCUAAUAUUCACUUUCAUUUUAGUCCUGUUCUGGCUUUCACCAUCCCAGGGAAGCUGCUUCUUUAGCUGCUCAACGCUCCACUACAUUCACUUGCUAGCUUAGUUAGCCUGCUGUUAGCUGCCGGGCAGGAAGCGUACAGCAGGCUUAAUAAAGUUCUAAGGAAUGUGGAGAUGGGGGUUUGAAAACCCAAACAAUUUGUUAAGACACAGCAAAUGAUUAAGGGAGCUUUAGUUCAUCAGGUUCUAAUUGAAAACUGCAUUUUAACAAUACUGAAAGUUGACGUCCAAUUUCAGUAGCUGAUAUUUUAACUUGUGUGUAAAUUCUCUCAGACUAUGGCAGAGACACGGGCCUCCUUCUGUUAGCGUGGGUGUAGUUAGCUUAUAUCCCCUGUGAAAUUAACAACUGAGACUCUCACCAGCUAAAAAGUACAUAAUGCUGGCGUUAAGAAGGUCAAAUAUUAGGCGAUCCAGAACAUUUCCUGUAACUUUUUUUAAGUUUAAGUGCCUUAAUGAUUUGGUGCAUGAUAAGGACUUCCACAAUGGCUGUACAUACUUCACUUACCAGAACCAAUGCAGCAACAGUGAACCCUUCCUCAUCGCUUCAUCACCUGGUGCUUUUUUAGGUUAAGCUACGAAUUGAGAGUUCAAAACUCGACACAAAUACCUCACGUUACCCUGCUCAGCUAUAAGCUACCCCCCCCCUGCAGGUUCCUCCACAGCUGCUCCAAUGUGAAGGUUUAGACAGGCGACCCUAGAGCUGAUAUUCAGAGGAGACUAACUGUGACCAGGCGGAAGAAAAAAGGGAAAUUCCUUCUUGAACUCGAACCAAUAAAUAUAAAGUUUGUAAACAAAGGGAAAAUCCACUCCAAAAAAAAAAAGUAUCAAUUUUAAGCUACAAAAUAUAGAUAUAGAAGAUGUCCUCUCAUCCUGGUAGAGUUCUCCUCAUGUGAUGAGAUUUAGAGAAUUUAAAUUGUGUGGUGGAAUGUGUGUUUCAUUGUACGGCAGCACAGCUGUCUCCUGCUUUAAGCGUUUGUAAAACUCCGAGACAUCAUAAGUGACAAAGCGUUCUGUCAUGUUUCCAUUUUUCAUGCCAAAAUAUACUUUCCCACUGAGUGUAAGAAAAUGUUUUAUUAUCUGCCGAGCAGAAGCCUUCUGAAGUGAAUCCGUGGGUUCCUUUUAGACAAUGUGCUGUUAUGAGAUUAUUUCAGGAUUUUAAAGUCCAAUUCCAAACCGCCCCCUACACCCUACCCCUACACACUAUUAUUUUGUCCAAGAGAUGCUGAUUUAAAACGUUUUUACGAAAAGUUACGGCAUUUCCUGUCUCUGCCAGACGAAGGGGAGUUUGCUCCAAAGCUUGCCGCUGUAUUUACACCCCCACCUGAAAGAAAGGAGUGUGACUACAGACGGAGGACACGGAGUGGGAAUGGGAAGGGUGAGGUUUGGAAUUGGGCCUGAAUCAUGUCAGUUGCUACCUUCAUGGUCCUCUCAUUAAGUUGUACUUUGCAGGUCUGAAACAGCAAACUGAUGUGAAAUUAAAAUGUGGUUAAAAGUGUCCUUUCAGAGCCAAACACAUGAAAGGAGUGAGAAAUGAAAUACAGCAGAAAAUUGAAAUAAGACCAAAAAACAACAAAAGAAGAAAUCCCUUUUUUCUUGUUUAUCAUUUCCACAUGUCAUUCCUAAUAUCUGGUCUUUGUGUCUGGAUUUCAUUUCAUAUCGCUUUCAGUUCUUGACCCUGAGUGCUGUGCUUUUAAUUUGACUCAAUUGUAGUUGAUUAUAUAAAGUAUAAAGAAACCUAUCAUGAAAUAGAAAACCUUUUUUUGCUUCCUUAACAUUUAGGAAGCAUAUGCCCUUCCAGUCAGAUUCAGGCUGCUCAUGUGCACUUUGUUUCUGACAGUACUGUUGUGUUUUCCUCCGUUAAAAGUAGUUUGAGCCUUCAGUUGCCUUGCUGUACCGUUUUAUUUCGAAAGGAAAAGCUGACUGAUAUUUCCGAUCCGACUCCCGUAUUGUCUUCAUCACAUUUGUCCUGCCAAAUCUGUUCUGUCUCUUCCUUUCAUCCAUGUUCUGAACUCACCAGAUGCAGUAUAACAUGUAAAGAGUUGUAUCCCAUUAUGCUCUUUAUUUGGGUUGAAAUCAUUCAACAUAAUGUAGAUGUUCCAGUCUUAAUGUUCUCUCAUAAUCAGCCAAUGACUGUAAAUAUAACUUGGUAUAAGUGUAAAAAAAACCUACUUUUUUUAAACCUCAAGAGCGGUUUCCGUUUCAUUUUGCAAUAAACAAUUGAAUCACUGUACAGAAUGAAACAUGUCAGACCUCAGCAGGACAUUUGUUGUGUCACUUUGAUUUGUACCCCCUGGUUCUUUUCUAUUUCAAGAUUUAGUGCCUUUUUUGGACGGUAGACUGUUCUGUAAUCACUAUGUAGAAAAUCUACAUAUGCCUUUUUGUUACUUUUUCAUCUGUUGGAUAAACCUUAUUUGUUAUUUUUCAAAGGUGUGUUUUUAUUGAUAUUCUAUUUACAAGGGAAUAAAAAGUGAUCCGAGUCAAA
Messenger RNA from Eleginops maclovinus (Patagonian blennie), 7511 nucleotides. Its product is annotated as homeobox-containing protein 1-like. The coding region runs from base 185 to 1702 and encodes 505 amino acids. The record is from RefSeq and is a predicted model, not a curated record. The transcript has 10 exons. Gene Ontology annotation, molecular function: double-stranded telomeric DNA binding. Gene Ontology annotation, biological process: positive regulation of DNA-templated transcription. Lineage: Eukaryota; Metazoa; Chordata; Actinopteri; Perciformes; Eleginopidae. Gene Ontology annotation, cellular component: nucleus.